CCGCUCUAUAAAUCGGAAACCCUAAACGGGAAGGCAGGACGACAAAGGAAAGGAGCGAUAGAUUCUACCAGUUCGAUCGAGAGAGAGAGAGAGAGAGAGAGAGAGAGUUCUUCUCUGUUAUGAUUGUUCUUGUUGUUUCUGUCAUUUUUUAGGCGUCGUAUAUAGAAUUUUGUUUUUUAGAGUUUGAGGGCACCAAAUUCGGAUCUUCGUGGACAUACGGCGUUAGCUCUAGCGUAACAACGCUGGGGGGUAGAUUUGCAAUCAGGGUUGUUGUGCUGGUUGUCUCUCUGUGUUUCGCGAUAAAGGAAGCUUGUGUAUUUUCUUUUAUAUGGCGACUAUCGAUCGGAAAAAUGGGGGUUUGGUAGACACAGGCGUUGGUGAAUGGAUUGGAGGCCCUGGAGACGGCGUUUCAGAUACAAUUGAAUUUGAUGCUACACGAUAUGCAUUUUUUGGAAAUAGUGUAUUGGAAGAGGUUGAGUUAGGUGGAUUAGAAGAUGAAGAUAGUGUUAAUGAUCCCAGCUUUGUUGGGAUUGAUGAUGAUUAUCAAUAUUCUGGCCUAGGAGAUAUAUUAGAGGGAGAACGAGCCCAGUCAAUAACUGAUAUUGAUGAUCUUGCGAGUACUUUUUCAAAGAUGGACAGAGGUAUUGUUGAGCCAAGGAGGACAGAAGUACUUGGUGGCCGAGGUUCUUUUUCUAGGGAAAGUUCAUUGGCUCCUGAGUGGGUACAGGACCCUGGGUUUUGGCAAGAUCAUCAUAUAUUGGAUGCUGAUGGUGCCCAGGAUGGUAAAAGAUGGUCAUCGCAUCCUCACCCUCUUUCUGGCUAUGCUCCAGAUUCCAGACCUCUGUACAGAACAUCAUCCUCUCCUCAACAGCAGCAACAAUUCAAACUGAGUGAACCGAUCCAGUUUCCAAUAUCUUCUCGUACAUCCUUCCCUCUACGUGGUGACACUUCACAAUUCCAUCCGAAUCCCUUGCACCAAGGAAUCAUCUCACCUUCUAGUUCUGGCCUCCAGGUGCCUUUCUCUCCACCCAAUCCCUACCCUUUUUCCCAACUCCAUCCAGAAGCAGCCCAUGGAUCACAUCAGGAUGGAAAUUUUACUCAGUUUGGGCCACCGGGUCUCUUGAUUAAUAGCAGGCAACAAGGUCAUCGGUCAGAACGACCUAAUAUCCUUUCAUCAAAUAUGUUGGCUGAUCCAACACAGAAUCAACGGCAUUUCCAUAAUCAAAGGCAUUUCGACAACCAAAUUGCUUCUCGACUGGUGCAUCAGCAACAUGGAAUGCAUCAAAUUUUGCCUCCAAUGACACGUUACCCCCACAUGCAGGCACAACAGUUCCGCCCUAGUCAAUCGCCACCCCAGACUAUGAAUAAGUUUGAAACUAUGAUGAGGCCGACUGAGUUCAGGGACCAGAGAUUUAGAACAAUGUACAGAGGAGGAGAGUACUUUGGGUUUGCUCAACACCCUUCUGACAUUGGCAUCCAGAAGAUGGAUAAUGCAUGGCCGAGGUUUUAUUCUAAAUACAUGACAACCGAAGAGCUUGAGAACAUUGUGAGGGUGCAACACGCUGCAACUCACUCCAAUGAUCCCUAUGUAGACGAUUACUAUCACCAAGCUUGUCUUGCAAAGAAAUACGCAGGAUCAAAUUUGAAGCACCAUUUCUGCCCUAAUGUGACCAAGGAUUUGUCUUCUAGACCCAGGUCCAAGGAUGAGCCACAUCCGUAUCUCCAGGUGGAUGCACUCGGGAGACUUUCUUUCUCAUCAAUUCGUAGACCUCGUCCUCUUCUUGAGGUUGAACCAAAAUCAGCAUCUGCAGAUAAUACUCCUGACCAGAAAUCAUCCACAAAGCCCUUAGAGCAGGAGCCUAUGUUGGCUGCUAGGAUCACCAUCGAGGAUGGUCUCUCCCUGCUCCUUGAUGUAGAUGAUCUCAAUCGCAUACUACAAUUCAGUCAGUUGCAGGACGAUGGCUCCCAACUUGAGAGAAAAAGAGAGAUGCUCCUGCAAGAAGUUGCUGCAUCUUUUCAUUUAGUUGAUCCCCUUGGCCAAUCUGGUCAAUCUGGGGUAAUUCUAGAGGAUGAUCUAGUGUUUCUUCGCUUGCUUUCUCUUCCAAAAGGCCGUAAGCUAUUCUCUAGGUACCUUCAACUUCUUGCCCCCGGAAGUGAGAUCACUCGUGUCAUCUUCAUGGCCUUUUUUCGCCGCCUGAGAUUUUUGUUUGGUGUUAUGCCAUCAGAUACAAGUGCAGCUGAAAGCACCACCAAACUUGCAAAGACCAUUGCUUCGUGCAUGCUUCUCAUGGACUUGAACUCUCUCAGUGCAUGCCUAGCUGCUGUUGUUUGUUCUUCAGAACAGCCACCUCUUCGCCCACUCGGUAGUUCUGCUGGUGAUGGUGCCUCUAUUAUCAUUAAAUCUGUUCUCGAUAAAGCGACAAUGCUUCUAACAGAUCAUAACUCUGCUAGCAAUUAUAGCAUUUCUAGCCGCAAUCUCUGGCAGGCAUCAUUUAAUUCCUUCUUCGGGCUUCUCACAAAGUACUGUCACAGUAAAUUUGAUAGUGUAAUGCAGCCUCUCCACAUGCAAGCUCCAGGAGCUGCUGUUGUUGGAUCAGAAAUUGCUAAAGCAAUAAAUCACGAGAUGCCCGUGGAGUUGUUGCGAGCGAGCCUUCCCCAUACUAAUGAGCAUCAGCGUAAGUUGUUACUUGAUUUUGCUCAGAGAACAAUCCCCUCUAAUGGAGGAAGCAACGGGCAUUAAACCUCUCAACAGUGGCCGAUUAGGGCAUUAUCCCAGUGUAUGUAUGAUGAAAGAAAAUUGCUGAUUCUGAUACCAAACCAUGAAGUCGAUGGUGAGCGGUGCCAUAACAAACCCGCAGUUCAUGAAUCUUGUUAUCCUUUCAUCAUAAAACUCGCCACUCUUGCUUUCCUAUAACCUUGCCAGAUCGUCCUAUAUAUUAUCCGUGUUGGAGUUUGACCAGAAGUUUACUUCUGGGGAGCUUAUUUUGUCGCUCUGCAACACAACUCCGUAUGCAUAGGAAUAGGAGUUGUACAUGUUUUGGAAGGUGUAGCACAUCCAUCUGCAUUUAGUUUCAUGUAUCGUCAGUGACAGAUUGGUGUUCUAGCUAUAUCGGUUGAUAUUUGAGCCAGCACCUUAUUCUCCAUGCUACUUCAUCAUGUUAUCUAAUUGUAAUACGAUAAUAAUUCAUUUACUAUCAACUUAUGGUUGUUUGUGCCGUCUAAUAAAUCAAUCCUUUCUCA
Messenger RNA from Zingiber officinale, 3240 nucleotides. Its product is annotated as protein PAT1 homolog. The record is from RefSeq and is a predicted model, not a curated record. Gene Ontology annotation, biological process: P-body assembly; deadenylation-dependent decapping of nuclear-transcribed mRNA. Gene Ontology annotation, cellular component: P-body. Bases 329 to 2740 code for a protein of 803 amino acids. The transcript is spliced from 5 exons. Lineage: Eukaryota; Viridiplantae; Streptophyta; Magnoliopsida; Zingiberales; Zingiberaceae. Gene Ontology annotation, molecular function: RNA binding.